AGCGGAGACCAUGGGCCCAAAUGUUGUUUACUGGAAGUGGUAAACGGAAAGAAAGAGUUGGUAGAGAGAUAGAAAUGGAGAAGGGAAAAGUGGUGGUGGAGAAGGUGAGAAGAAAGUCAACAGUGACAAGAAGUUUCUCAAAGUAUCCCCUUAAAUUCAUUAUCCCAAGAAAGGCGGGUCCUUCCAAAACCGAUGCUGUCUGGAUUUACAGCCUCACUUAUGGCGGUGGAAUUGUCUCAGGAGAUUCUAUUUCAGUCGAAUUUACAAUUGGAGAUGGUUGCACUGCUGUUCUUACUACCCAAGCCUCUACAAAGGUCUACAAGUCUUUGGGCUCUAAGUGUUCUGAACAAGUCUUGGAGGCAAGAAUUGGUAGUGGUGCUCUAUUCGCAGUCAUUCCAGACCCAGUCACAUGUUUUGCCACUGCAAGAUAUUCUCAGAAACAGGUCUUUAGAUUGGUUUCGGACUCAAGUUUGGUCGUUGUCGAUUGGUGUACCAGUGGUCGUCAUGAAAGUGGGGAAAAAUGGGAUUUUGAACUCUAUAGGAGCACCAACAACAUAUUCGCUGAAGACAAUCAACCUGUAUUUCUUGACACCGUAUUGCUAGAACAAUCCAGCCCUGCUAGUAUAGCAGAACGUAUGCACGACUACCAAGUCAUUGCAAUGGUCAUAAUCUAUGGCCCAAAGCUGAAGAUUGUUCAAGACCAAGUUCAAGAAAAUGUGAAGAGGAUGAUGUCUCAGCAAUUACACAUUCCUUCCACUAGCUUGGGGCACCAUGCUAAAACAAGUUCUCAUAAUUGUUUAACCAGGCCAGCUUUUAUUGCGUCCUGCAGCGUCUUUGGUCCAAAGGGAAUUGGUGUCGUUGUUCGGAUAGCUUCGACAACAACUGAGUCGGUAUAUAGGUUCCUUCAGCAUCAAUUGGCUGGGAUGGAGCCCCUGCUUGGCGUAUCACCCUAUUGUUGAAGAAGCCCUGCGAUGAUUGGGCAAAAAAAAAAAAAAAAGGAAAAAGCCCUAUGAUUUUUUUCUCUAUCAGUCUUAAUGCCCCAUUGAAAUAAUUGUAAGCACACUGAUAACUUACCUUAUGUGACUGUUAUGAAAUUAUUGGUUUUGGUUAUUUUACAAACAGAUUAAAGGUAGCAUGU
Molecule: messenger RNA, 1138 nt
Organism: Durio zibethinus
Lineage: Eukaryota; Viridiplantae; Streptophyta; Magnoliopsida; Malvales; Malvaceae
Gene: URED
Product: urease accessory protein D
Molecular function (GO): nickel cation binding
Source: RefSeq, a predicted model, not a curated record